AUGAAUUCGCAAGGUCCGAAUGAUGUAUCGCCAGAGGCGAUGCAGGCGCGCAUUCAGCAGGCGCGACGCGAGGCUGAGAAUUUGAAGGACCGGAUCAAGAGGAAGAAGGAUGAGCUCGCCGACACUACUCUCCGUUCCGUGGCUCAACAGGCCCACGAGCCCAUCUCCAAGAACCAGAUGAUGAAGGCGAAGCGGACACUAAAGGGGCAUCUUGCCAAGAUCUAUGCCAUGCACUGGUCCACCGACCGCCGGCAUCUCGUUUCCGCCUCCCAGGACGGAAAGCUCAUCAUUUGGGAUGCUUACACAACAAACAAGGUCCACGCCAUCCCGCUGCGGUCAUCCUGGGUCAUGACCUGUGCCUAUUCCCCGAGCGGCAACUUCGUCGCUUGCGGUGGUCUCGACAACAUUUGCUCCAUCUACAACCUGAACCAGCAACGCGAUGGCCCCACCCGUGUGGCGAGGGAGCUCUCGGGCCAUGCUGGUUAUCUCUCGUGCUGUCGAUUCAUCAAUGAUAGGAGCAUCCUCACGUCCUCGGGUGACAUGACUUGCAUUCAGUGGGACAUUGAGACCGGCCAGAAGGUCACUGAUUUCACCGACCACCUCGGAGAUGUCAUGAGCAUCAGCCUCAACCCCACCAACUCCAACACCUUCAUUUCCGGCGCCUGCGACGCUUUCGCCAAGCUUUGGGAUAUUCGUGCCGGCAAGGCCGUGCAGACAUUUGCCGGUCACGAAUCCGACAUCAACGCCAUCCAGUUUUUCCCUGACGGCCACUCCUUCGUCACCGGCUCCGACGACGCAACCUGCCGACUCUUCGACAUCAGGGCAGACCGUGAACUUAACAUCUACGGCUCCGAGUCGAUUCUCUGCGGUAUCACCUCCGUAGCCACCUCCGUCUCGGGACGACUUCUCUUCGCGGGCUACGACGACUUCGAGUGCAAGGUCUGGGAUGUUACGAGGGGCGAGAAGGUGGGCUCACUGGUCGGCCACGACAACCGUGUCAGCUGCUUGGGCGUGAGCAACGAUGGCAUAAGUUUAUGCACAGGUUCUUGGGAUUCUCUGCUUAAGGUUUGGGCCUAUUAA
This is a messenger RNA of Parascedosporium putredinis, 1080 nucleotides long. NCBI's taxonomy places the organism in Eukaryota, Fungi, Ascomycota, Sordariomycetes, Microascales, Microascaceae. The record is from the annotation of a GenBank genome assembly.